CUUACUUCAUUGAAAAAGAUACAACAUUCAAUACAUUUAAUUUGAUCGUGCAUUUGAAAUUUUAAAAUAAAUUCUCAAUGGAUAAAUUUGGUGUACCAAAAAAAAUUAAUCGCCAUGUCAUCAAAGCCGUUUAUGAUCAAGAAUAUGAUAACAUGAACUUUUCAAAUAUUUGUAAUACAGUUGAAUUAACCAUGAAAAACAAUGUUCCCGUGGCUAAUCUUCAGAGUGCAGUAAGGCAAUCACUGCGAAAUUUAUGCAAAUUGGGUGCUGUUGAAAAGCGAGGAAUCAAUUAUUAUAGAACAUCUAAAAACCAAGAAGGACAUACAGAAGUCCCCUCAAAGCGUAUUCAUACAAGAAUAUUUAAAAGAACAGUACAAGAUGAACAAAAAAGUACUUUAAAUCCAAACAAACGAAAUAGGCGGGCGCUAAGCGAGGAUUCGCUUUCAGAAGACAAUACAGAAAAUUCUAGAAAACGCCUUCGCACAGACAAAUUACUUUCCCGGAAAGGCCAACAAGUGUAUUUGCCAAAGGUUCGAAUACAAAAACAGGAAUAUCAAUUAAGCCAAACAAAUGAACUGAAACAAGAUUGGUUUUCUCGUAAUGGAAGUGAUUUGGAAGAUAAGAUGGAACAUAAAGAACCUUUUCCAAGCCUUCACUUAGAACCUCAAUGUAGUCCUGGGACUUUUGAAGCGAAAAUGUUGCAACAAUCAGAAUUUCCUAAAUUAUAUGAGAACAAUGGAAAUUUGCUUCAAUCACCUAAUGAUAUUGAACAUGAAAUAAUUGAUUCCGAAACACAAAAUCAAGAAUUUCCGAAAUGUGACGAUGUUAUCAUCCUUUUUCAAAAUGCCAAAUCGAAUGGAUCAAACGAAUCACAAUCGGAUGAAGAAAACGAAUUCAAGGCCCAUUCGGAAAAUAAUCAAAAUAAAAAUAAUGGAAAUAACGAGGAUAACGAACAUAUUGCAUUAAAUUCUGAACCAGACAACAUAAACGAUAUAGGGCAUCGCGAAAAUAUAAAAGAUAAGUCCACGGAGAAAAUGAUUGAGGCAAAACAAUCAACCAAGACUAUAGUGGAAAAAUCAAAAGAAGACUGAGUUCGCUAGUCAAACUGUAACUUCAUAGUAAUGUAUAGUUUUUGUUUUUCCUGUUAAUAAAUUACAAAAUUA
Molecule: messenger RNA, 1163 nt
Organism: Episyrphus balteatus (marmalade hoverfly)
Lineage: Eukaryota; Metazoa; Arthropoda; Insecta; Diptera; Syrphidae
Product: probable basic-leucine zipper transcription factor O
Exons: 3
Coding region: 78-1091 (337 amino acids)
Source: RefSeq, a predicted model, not a curated record